This is a messenger RNA of Phascolarctos cinereus (koala), 5945 nucleotides long. RefSeq lists its product as uncharacterized. The record is from RefSeq and is a predicted model, not a curated record. NCBI's taxonomy places the organism in Eukaryota, Metazoa, Chordata, Mammalia, Diprotodontia, Phascolarctidae.
CUUUCUCCCCUUUUCUCUCCAGGAUGGAGGGAGGGUUGGAACCCGGGAACCCAGGGCUCCAGGCACACGAAGAAGAGGGUCUGAGAAGUGACGAGUCCCGGGAUGGAGGAGAGGAGCAAGUAGGGCCCGGAGGGCUGGGACGCCUGAGUCCCAGGAGGGGCCUGGAAUGUCCUUUUCUCCCCUUGGGGCACAGAAAUAGGGAAGACGCCAUUCUUCAGCCAGGAGUUCUGGAGGAUGUGAGGGCUCCAGGCCUGGCUUCUGGAGACCUGCCCCCCAGCCCUGUUUUCAAGCUCCCCUCGGAACACCCGCCUGAAAGGCCCUUUCUUGUCUGGCCAGGCCAGCCAGCUGCCCGUGAAAUGAUGCUGGGGCUCCAGAGGCUGUGUGGAGCAGGCCAGGGCGAGGGGGAGGAGAAACUUGCCGGAAUAGGUCUCAGGACAGCUCUCCCAGGAUCCAGGCCUUUUGGUUGCCUCCAGUGCGGACUGACUGUAGCUUGUCUCCCCGAUCUGAUUCACCACCAGGGUACUCACCCAGGGGAGAAGCCAUACAGGUGUCCUGAGUGUGGGAAAGAGUUUCGAAGAGGCUCAGACCUAAUAAAGCACCAUCGUGUGCACACUGGGGAAAAGCCUUACCCCUGUCCAGACUGCGGCCGUUGCUUCAGCCUUAGCUCCAACCUGAUCCAGCACCGAAGAUCACACACAGGCCACCGGCCACACAAAUGUCCCGACUGUGGUGAGGGCUUUGGCCGGAGCUCAGACUUAGUGAAGCACCAAAGGGUCCAUACGGGUGAGAAACCAUACACUUGCUCUGAGUGUGGCAAGACCUUCAGUGUCAGCUCCAACCUCAUCCAGCACCAGCGAACUCACACAGGAGAGAAGCCAUAUAAGUGUGCAGACUGUGGAAAGAGCUUCAGCUUGAGCUCUAAUCUGCUUCAGCAUAGGAGAUCACAUACUGGGGAGAAGCCCUAUAAGUGUGGUUGGUGUGGGGACAGCUUUGGCCGAAGCUCCUAUCUGCUCAAACACCAACGUUCUCACACAGGUGAGAAGCCCUAUAAUUGCUGUGAAUGUGGCAAGAGCUUCACUAACAGCUCUGACUGUCUACGCCAUCAGCGGACCCACAAUGGUGAGAAGCCCUUCAAGUGCCCUGAUUGUGGUAGAGGCUUCAGUGAGCGUUCACAGUUCACAGACCACCAGCGAAUUCACACAGGAGAGCGGCCUUAUUCCUGUGCAGACUGUGGCAAGAGCUUCUACCACAGCUCUAAACUUAUCAAGCACCAGCGUUCCCACACAGGAGAAAAGCCCUAUAAGUGUCCUGAAUGUGGCAAGAGCUUUGUGGAUAGUUCAAACCUCCUCCGGCACCGACGGACCCACAUUGGGGAGAAGCCAUAUACUUGUAGUGUCUGUGGAAAGGGGUUCAGUCAGAGUUCCCACCUGCUAAUCCACCAGGCAGCCCAUAGUGGUGAAAAGCCUUACGUUUGUCUUGAGUGUGGAAAGGCUUUUGCCCGAAGUUCUAACCUGGUCCAGCACCAGAGAACCCAUCAGGGUGGGCAUCCUUAUAAAUAUCCUACCUUUGGUCAGAACUUUGGCCUUGGCCCUGAAUUUGUUCAGGACCUUGGGAGUUCUUCAGGAGCUGGUUUCCUCUGAGCCCUAGCUAGUAAAAGUGACAGAGCCCAGGUCAGAUAUACUCUGGGAUGUGAGCUUUGGUUCUUUUUGGGGGUAUCCUCUGUGUCCUGGAACAUACUUCCUCUUUGGGGACAGAAACAUAGAUUCUGAGUUUCAAAUAUGAAGACAUCCACCAUUCUUGCUACCCUGCUGGACCUUUCAGUUGAUUGAUGAAUAGGCUUUAAGGACUAAGGCAGAUAGGGCUAGAAAAAAAAGACUUUGAGGGAACAGCGUAGUUAUCUUCCAGAAUUGUAAAGAUUGUAACGUAGGAAAGGAUACAGACUCAUUUGGGGUAGGUCCUAGUGGCAGAACUAGGGCUAAUGAGAAGUUAGUUAUAAUUAAAGCUAUCUGUUUUUAAAAUGGGACUGAGGUUGUUAGAGAGAAAUUUAAUUUCCUGUUACUUGCCUUCUCCGUGAAGACACUAUGUGAUUUAUCUAUCUGAAGUAUCAUAGAGUAGAUUCAAUACUAGAAGAGAGGUUGGAAUAGAUUACCUGUAAGGUCUUUUCCACCUCUGUGUUCUUUGAUUCUAUAGUUCUAAGGCUUCAUUGGGGUUGAUAGGACACAUUUAGACUAAGUUGUCAGGAGGCUUCAUUGAUUCUAUGGGAAGAAGCUGUAUGGCAUAGAAGGAAACAGGAUGGUAUGUAGACCCAACUACAGAGGGCGAAGAAUGGGUGACAUAGUUCUCAUGAGAUCAGCACCUGAGUUCUAAAGGCUUAAGGAGAUCUCCUGGGAGCUAAGGGAAAUGAGUAACUUUGGGUUCCCAGCUAGUGUCCUUUGGCCAAACUAUGUGAAAUUUGUUUUCGCUUUUAGUGUUUUUCCAGGGUUCUUAUGUUGCUCCCCAGUCACAAGAGGAAGACAUUGUAUAUGCUUCAUCACACUAAGAUGUUGGACAUUUUGUGUUUUAUCUUUAAGGAGUAGGUGUACAGCCUGGGGAAGAGUAGUGUUUAAUUCAAAGGAAUUUAUUGGUAAUGAUGGAAUUUGAUCUUGCAAUGAGAGAGAGAUUGGGGCUUGGUGGAGAACAAUUUUCAGAGUUUGCCAAGGAACAGUGAUUUCAGCUGUAGGUCCAGCCUCUUCCUAUUUCUUGAUACCCUCACCCCCUAUGCAGGUGCCCUGUGUCUUUGGGAAAGGCAAGGGCUGGUUGCACUGAGGCUGAUUAUUUCUUUCCAUAGGCCUGCAUAGAAGCUUUCUCCUUGGGAGACCUGGAAUGGAUAGGAUUAAUCUUUUGCUAUAGAGCAUAGCUCUGAGCUGUUCCCUAGCGUAAAGAGAAGAAGCCUCAGGAUUCUUGGAUGUUGGGAGGUUUUGAGGGGCCUUUGGAGAUGUUUGAAUGUUUUAGUGCUCAGAGAAAGUAUAAACAUUGGUUCUAGGCCUCAGCCCCCAAUAAAGAUGGUAUCUGUGAUUGAUUAUUCUUGUUUCAAACUCUCUCAUCCUGUUCUUUUUUCCUCCAGAGGAUUCUCCCAUUUCAACAAAAUGGGUUAGUGAGGCAGAUUAUCAAAAGAUUCAGAGAAUCAUUUUUGUCAGCUGUUCUUUCCCUGGCCUCAGUAGGUAUAUCCUUGUAAGACAGGAAAAGGGUAUUUAGGGUGGCUAUCCCCUUGCUCCCCAGUCUCUUUAAGAGCCUUCUACCCCGAAACUGUUUCAUUUACAUUAUUUGACUUACCCUUCCAGGAGCUCAGUGGGAAGGAUGUAAGUCUCCAUUGUAUAGUUGGGGAACCUAGAACUGUUUGCUUAGUCAGUGUUUGAACAAGUUGUCAUAUUCCUUAAUUGAAGGGGGUAUAGCUAUGGAAAAAACACUAGGUUGGGAGUCUGAUCUGAAUUCUGGUCUGCCUCUGACUUUAAGGAAGUCAUAAUCUCUCUGAUCCUCAGUUUCCUUGUCUGUUAAAUGGGGGACAAUCUAAUACCUCCCCAUCUCAGGUAUCAUCAAAUGAGAUUCUCAGAGGACCUACCUAGGAUAUUAAUAUACAUUAAUUGAAAAACAAACUGCUAUACACUUUAAUCUUAUUUGUGUAAUACUUAUGCUAUUCAUAAGGAUUUCACAAUGUAUUUUCUCAGGGCAGACAUUUUCCUUUUUAUUUUUUAGAACUAUGGGUACUUCCUAGAAUGGUUGGGAAGAUCAUGUUUUUGAGGAAAGGAAAAGCAUUUGGGACCAGAAUUAUUUAACUUGCAAAAUAAGAAGUUUGUAACCAGGACUACUUUAUUGUCUUUUAAGUAGACAAUUAAACUCUUUUUCUUUUUUGAGAAGAGAAGCCAUUUAAUUUCCAUAGUAAGGUUUUAGGUUCAAUAGAUAAAUUCUUAACAGAAUUGGUAAAUUUUGGGAAGCAAGGGAUUAGAGUGAGGUGGAAUAUCUCCUUCAGUAUUUUGUAGAAUAAGGGUCUUUACCUGCGUGUCUUCAUGGGAGGAGAGGAGUAUGAGAUUGGGGAAUCUGAAAUUCUAUAUGAUUAGGCUUCUGUAAAGAAAGGGUUGGGAUUCAUGAGACUAUAAUCACCACACAAGACAAUUUGUAGAGUCCCUCCAGCCCAGAAUUCUGUAUGGGAAGGGAUGGGCAACUGGUUAUUCUCAAUUGCUAACCUCAAAAAUAGAGUUGAAUCUCAAAUCACCUAUUAAAGACCUAUUACAUAAUAACUAAACUGUAAACCUGUCUUUAGCUUGUAUUUUUAUUCUUUAUUGCCCCAUGAAAUAAGCUUCCAUAAAGUUACUACCUGCUAUGUAGAGCAGGAUUUCCUUUAAUUCUCUCAUAAUGACCUUUAAGCAUCAAGGUAGUUUUAAAUUUGAUAUUCCAGGGUUUAGCACACACAUCACUUCAGCUUUUAUUGAUUCUGCAUUUAUAGAAUUUUGCAUCCAAUAAGCAAACAUUUAUUAAGUGCCUCUUAUGGGUCAGGCAUAUUGAGAUUCCCAUUUAUUUGUCUUUUUAAUCUUUAAAAAUUUGGUCUCAUAACAGCUUUCCUGCUACCAAACCUCAUCCCGGGAUUUCUUCCUCUGGUGAUUUUCAAGUUCUAAGAUGCCUCCCCAUGAGAUAUGCAAGUGAGAAGGGGAUAAACUACUCCAGGUGCAGGUGUCUCAUUUCACAGAAGUACAGGGGGAAUCAUUCCUGUUUUGUAUCCCAUUCCCCCAUCUAGUCAUCUGAAGUGGUGAUAUCUAUAAUAACAACAAAGUUCUGAUUUUAUACUUGGGAAUUUACUCUAAAAUACAUUGAUGACAUUGACCUACCUGUCCCUUUUUCAGCUUUCUGGUUUUUCUGUAAAUUGUUUCUGUUAACUUAGAUUUUACUAGCUGGAAGAUCUUUGGCAUUAUAGGAUUUAGAGCUAAAAGGGAUCUUAAUAGAUUAUCUUGUCCAAGACCUUCAUUUUAUAAAUGAGGAAACUGAGGGUUAGAGAAGUUGUAUUUUGCCACCCACAAACAGUGUGUGUGUUUCUAGUCAUACAAAGAGUAAGUACCAGAGCCAAGAUUCAAACAUGGAUCUUCUGACUCCAAGUCUAGAGCUUUUUGCCCUAAGCUAAUAUUUAGUUUGCAGACCUGAGGGCCUUAACGGUUUAUUUCCUCUUCUGGUUUAUUAAGGGAAAAAAGUUACAUAAGACAAGUCUUAGUGCCAGUAGUAGAAAACAGCACCAUUCUGGAAUUCUUCCAGAGAAGUGUACACUUAUCUUUAUCCUUUGUUUAAGCUCUACAAAAGGUUAUCAAGUCCCAUGGGGACUUGUUUUGAUAAUUUUCUUUUGAAAAUUAAUAAAAGGCUUUUUGAAAAAUAAAAUAGAUGGUUAGUGCUUUGCACAUUUAUUUACCUUUUCAAAGAACUGUGGCGCAUUAACCAAGUAUGUAAAAAAUAAAUAUGCAUUACUCUUUUGUUUCUCCUUUGUCUACAUUCCCAGUGUUAGCACCCUCACCCUCCCAGAAAGCUAUCCCUUAGAAUAAAAAGAAAGGAAAAAAACUUCAGCAAAAUUAACAUCAAAGUCUGACAUUUAUAGUGUUCCCUUCCCAUGAUCCCUCUCCUUUGCAAAGGAGGUGGAGAGGUUCCUUCUCAUAUCCUGGAGCUGAGCUUGGUCAGAAGUUUCUGUUGUGUUGUUUUUUGGGGUUUUUUUGCAUUUACAUUGUUUCUGUAUAUUAUUUUCCUGAUUCUGUAUUUGCUUUACUUUGCAUCAGUUCAUACGAGUUUUCCUGUGCUUCUCUAUUUUCAUCAUAUUUAUUGUUUCUUAUAGUACAAUAAUAUUACAUUAUUAACCAAGUACUUUGAAUCAUGUCUUAUUAAUCCUCAGGGCUCCUGCCUUGAUAGGCAAAUAAAUAUUGUUUGUGUUAAAUUGA